Molecule: messenger RNA, 2483 nt
Organism: Stomoxys calcitrans (stable fly)
Lineage: Eukaryota; Metazoa; Arthropoda; Insecta; Diptera; Muscidae
Product: protein PFF0380w-like
Exons: 3
Coding region: 1371-2483 (370 amino acids)
Source: RefSeq, a predicted model, not a curated record
AGUAUUCUUAACUGUCGAUGCAAAUAAUUUUUGCUUACAUUGCUUUUUCUUCAUUUUUCUUUUUGUUGUCAUACCGAGUCCGAAUUUAACUUUUGCUUUAAGUAAGUUUGUUACUAACCAAGCGUUUGCUCGUUCUUUCCAAUUGCUAUCUGUUGAUUUAACUCUUUGCCAAGCUUUUUCUAUUAAAACUUUAUCAGCUUGAUGACGAGAAUGAAUAUCUUUAUUUUGUGAGUAUGCAAUAUCGUGUUCUCUACAAGCUGAAUCCAAUAAAUUUAUUCCUUUGUCUCCUUGUGCUAAACGUUGUGCUAACUUAGUUCCUGGUCCACAAAAUUGAUAUCCAGGUAAAUGCACUUCAAACGGAAGAUUAUUAAUUAAGUUGUUUACCAAUCCAAAUCCAGUAACAGACUGUUUACAUUUAUUAUAAAUCUUGUAAUUAAUAACCAUAAUUUUUUUUUGAUUAUGUAGUGAUAGGGUACACGAUUUAAAUGAAAAUAAGAGUUUUUGUAUAUAUAUACUUAAAUUUAUAUUGAAAAAGUUUAGUUAGCAAUAUGCGUUUAAUAGAACAAACUAAACAGAUUGCUGUGAAAAACAUUGAUAAUGUCUGUUCACAGAAAAAAAGGAUUGUACAUAGUACUUUAUUACCAAAUUCUAUACGUGCCCUUAUAGUAGGCCCAUCAAAUUGUGGUAAAACAAAUGUUAUGAUUAGUCUCAUAGAAAGCCCUAAUGGCCUCAAAUUCAGGAAUAUAUAUAUAUAUUCUAAAUCUUUAUAUCAACCAAAAUAUCAAUAUUUAAAAAAAUUGAUUACUCCAAUCAAAGGAAUAAACCUAUUCACAUUCUCUGAAAAUGAAAAAGUUAUAAGUCCAGCCAAAGCAAAUAUGCAUUCUAUAAUGGUAUUUGAUGAUGUAAUUUGCGAUAAACAAAAUACUAUAAGGGAUUAUUUUUGUAUGGGAAGACAUAAACACAUUGAUUGUUUUUAUUUAUGUCAAACAUAUACAAGGAUUCCUAAACACUUAAUACGUGAUAAUGCAAACAUGAUUAUCAUAUUUAAGCAAGAUGAAAUGAAUAUUAAACAUAUAUAUAAUGAUCAUGUCUUGGGUGACAUGACAUUUAAAGAUUUUUUAAAGCUUUGUAGUGAAUGUUGGAAAGAUAAAUAUGGAUUUCUUAUUGUGAGCAAGGAUGAUCCCAUUGAUAAAGAUAUAAUGUAGAUUAUAAACAGAAUAGAGAGCAGAUUGGUGACAGAAAGAAAGCAGAUCGGUAGCAGAUAUAAAGCAGAUCGGUAGCUGAUAUAAAGCAGAUCGGUAGCAGAUGUAAAGCAGAUCGGAAGCAGAUGGAUACAUAACCAAAAAAAAUAAAAAAUAAAUUAUCCAAUCAUGAAGAGACACAAUUUGUUGAAGGAAAUUGUAAAAACACGAGCAGUAUUGAAAGAAAAGUUAAAAAACAUUAAACUUAAUCAAAUAGAUAGGGAUAAUCUAUUAGAAGAUACAUUUCAACCAAUAACCAAACCUUUGAAGGAUAUUAUAGGAAAACUAGAUGAGAACAAAAAAGAAAGUAAUCAGUAUUCUAAUAAAUAUAAUGAUAAAAAUAUUUAUGAUUAUAAUAAACAAUAUGAAGACGAUGGAAAACUUGAUAAAAACAAUAAGGAUGAUGAUGAUGAUGAUGAUAGCUUUAUAUCAGACAUUUAUAAUGAUGAUGAUGACUAUAUGUCUAGCAAUGGACUUCAAAUGAGAGAUAUUACCUCAAGUAAUGAUAAUGAAAGAUAUAAUAAUCAACAUUCAUCAACAAUAUUUCCGAAUAUAGUAAAUUCUACACAUAAAGAAGAUAAUUCAGAAAUAGAACAGAUGGAUAUAGAGAAAUUUUCACAAAAACGAAAAUUUUCAUCAGAUGAAAAUAACACUAAUAAAAGGAUAAGAAAAAAUUAUAAUAUUCCAGUUGAUUUAAAGAGAAAAGAUUAUACACUAGAAAAAUGUGGAGUGAAUCGGAAUGAGCUUAGAGAAAAAUUAAAACGAUCUAAUGAUAACAAUCUCAGUUUAUUUGACGAUAACGAUAAUAAGCGGAUGAAAAAAUCACAUCUAUUUUCAAAACGAAAAUGUGAAUUUCAGUUAAAUACUAAUAAAAAACGUAUAAAAUUAACUAACAACAAAAUCAUAAAUAUAAAUAAACGAAAAAGACCCUCACAAUUAAAUACUGAUAGAAAACGUUUAAAAUUGAUUAAUAACAACCAAUUAAACUUGAAUAAACGGAAAGGUGUUUCACAAUUAAAUCUUGAUAGAAAACGUAUAAAAUUGAAUAAUGAUAUCUCAUCAAAAUUGAAUAAACGAAAAGCUGUUACGCAAUUAAAUAUUGAUAGAAAGCGAAUAAAAUUGAGUAGUGAUAAUCUAUCAGACAUAAAUGUGAAACACCUUUCCGUUUAUUCAAGUUUAAUUGGUUGUUAUUCAUCAAUUUUAAACGUUUUCUAUCAGUAUUUAAUUUGUCCCCAAGCAUAG